Molecule: messenger RNA, 2333 nt
Organism: Acanthoscelides obtectus
Lineage: Eukaryota; Metazoa; Arthropoda; Insecta; Coleoptera; Chrysomelidae
Source: the annotation of a GenBank genome assembly
CACUGACAUACUCAAUUUCAACUUGUGGUCGGCAACUCCGACUAAACUCAAAGGCUUGUUCCUAUUAAUUUUACACGCAUCCUGUGUUUUAGUUCUCAAUUUAAUCACGAUCUGUUCGUGUAAACAUGAGCAUUGCAUAUUGCAUAGUUGGAACAGACCUAGUUUUUACUCUGGUUAAUAUUGGAAUAAAUUCCAACUUUAUUUUGUUUAUAUUAAUUACAAUUACACUUUGAACUCUGUGUUAUGUGUUCUGUGCUUUGAACUUUGGAAUACUAGCAUAUAAGUACACAAGUCGAGAAAAAUAAAGAAUUGCAUCCAAACGGCAGAUUAGUGUAGUUUAACAAAAUGUUUUCCUCCUGUUCACGACAGUUUGGAAAUCAGUUAAAACGAUUCCAAAGUACUUUGGUCAUUGCAGAGCACAAUAAUGAGGCACUAUUGCCAAUUACUCAAAAUGCUAUAACAGCAGCAAAGAAAUUAGGAUCCGAUGUUUCAGUACUUGUUGCAGGCACCAAAUGUGGACCAGCCUCGGAAGCUGUUGCAAAAGCAGCAGGUGUUACAAAAGUUCUAGUAGCAGAAAAUGAGGCAUUUAAAGGUUUCACUGCUGAAAGCUUAACAACCCUAGUAUUGAAUGCACAGAAGCAGAAUAACUAUACACAUAUUAUAGCGGGGGCGUCAGCAUUUGGAAAAGCAAUCUUACCGAGAAUUGCUGCUAAACUUGAUGUCUCACCAGUGUCUGAUGUUAUCGAUAUCAAAGCUCCAGACACAUUUGUCAGAGGCAUAUAUGCAGGAAAUGCCAUACAAACUGUCAAAGCCAAGGAUGCCAUCAAGGUGUUAACAGUAAGAGCAACAAAUUUUGAACCGACCCCUCUUGAAGGCGGGUCUGCUAAACCAGAACCGAUUGCUGCUGAAGGCUGUGCUCAAGACUUGACUGUCUUUGUAAGUCAAGAACUCACAAAGUCCGACAGACCUGAGCUCACUGCAGCUAAAGUUGUUGUUAGUGGAGGAAGAGGUUUGAAAUCAGCAGACAACUUCAAGCUUCUGUAUGAUCUAGCAGACAAACUGAAUGCUGCAGUGGGUGCUUCAAGAGCUGCAGUUGAUGCAGGAUAUGUUCCAAAUGACUUACAAGUAGGCCAAACGGGCAAGAUCGUUGCUCCUGAUCUUUACAUAGCCGUUGGUAUUUCUGGUGCAAUUCAACAUUUGGCUGGAAUGAAGGACAGUAAAACUAUCGUAGCAAUAAACAAAGAUCCUGAAGCCCCAAUCUUCCAGGUAUCUGACUAUGGGCUUGUUGAAGACUUAUUCAAAGCUGUACCUGAACUUACAAAUAAAUUGUGAAUACUUUGUCCAUGUCAAUUUGCAAAACUAUUUUUUAUAGAUAUUUGAUAUUUUUAUUGUGUAGCAAGGUGAAUCGAAUAUAUGCUUAUUAUUUCAUGACCUUAUCCUUAACAGCCCCUAAAGGAUCAUGUUAGUCCUUACAAGAUUUUUUGACGUUGACCUUGAGUCUCACCUUUAAGGACGAGUAGUACAUGGAAACGUAUUAGGACGUAAAAUUUUCCAUUGCUGGUGCUUUGAACUUUGGAAUACUAAGAUUUAAGUACAGAAGUCGAUAAAAAUAAAGAAUUGCAUUCAAAAUGCAGAUUAGUGUAGUUUAAAUGAUGGUAUUCAAAAAAGUUGAAUUUACUUAUUGUAAUUAACGGUUUUUGCAGUUAAAACGAUUCCAAAGUCCUGGUCAUCGCAGAGCACAAUAAUGAGAGGCACUAUUGCCAAUUAUUCAAUUUGAAUCAAAGGUCAUCAUUAAAAUCCUAAUUAAAGGUAGUAACUGGGCCUGUCCUUAUAAUGUUUUUCAUCGUUAAUCCUGCUAAAGCUCCAGGAAUUUACUCCAUUAGCCGAACACAUUUGACAUUUAAUGACCUUGAUCUUGAAUUUUGAUACAUAGAAUUUUCCGUUUUUUUUUUCUCGAUUGCCGAAGUCUAAAACCAUAUGAUGACCUCGAAAUGAGCUUAUAUGAUAGGCUUAAGGUCAUGUCCAAGGUUACCAUUAAACUCGCAUGUUCAAAGUUAGUAUAGACCUAACUUUGAGCGUCUUCAAAAAUAUCUUACCGGAAAAAAAUACAGAGCCUACUGUUAUUUUUUUACACUCGCCGCUGGUGCGACUGCUGCCAAAAUAUGAGUUUGGUCAAGGCAAUGCGAAACAUUUUUUGAGGUCGUAAAAUAUGUGCAAAAACAAGCAUGUCUUUAUUAAAUGUAUAUCGUAAAAGACACACUUAAAAAAAUUACGUUCAAGCUUAUGCCAGUUCUAAGUUUAAUUGCAUAAUAAGUUAAAAUCUUACAUAAUUA